CAACUUCUUGAUUCUUUCCUGUAGAACACCUCAAGGGUAGCAAGCUAGACUUAGCAACGGGAAGAUGUUUUCUGCCGUGGUUCGGCUCUCUGCUUCUGGAGUAAGAGCUUUAACACGAGCACAUCCUUGUUACACAGCGCCCGUGGCAUCGCGAUGCUACUCCAGUGCCAAGGCAGAGACAGACGAGGAGUUUGAUGCCCGCUGGGUGACUUACUUCAGCAAACCAGACAUUGAUGCCUGGGAACUCCGCAAAGGUAUGAACACCCUGAUUGGUUAUGACCUGGUCCCUGAGCCCAAGAUUCUGGACUCCGCCCUCAGAGCCUGCAGGCGGCUCAACGACCUGGCCAGCGCAAUCCGUAUUCUGGAGGCUAUUAAGGACAAGUCUGGCCCCCAUAAAGAGAUCUACCCGUACGUCCUCCAGGAGCUGAAGCCAACGCUCACGGAGCUGGGCAUCUCUACGCCCGAGGAGCUGGGCAUUGAUAAGGUGUAGCCGGCCCGGCUCAGCCCAGUGCUUUUCUUUUGGUCUUGUGAAGUUCAUCGAGGUUAAAUACUGUAUUUGAAGACUUUCUCUUCUAUUCUGGGAUGUGAAAUAAUUUUAAUUCCUUCUCUGUCCUGUGUGUAAAGGUUGGUGGACCUAAUAAACAGAGCAAUAUUCACA
Engraulis encrasicolus (European anchovy) is the source of this 658-nucleotide messenger RNA. Its product is annotated as cytochrome c oxidase subunit 5A, mitochondrial-like. The transcript has 5 exons. The record is from RefSeq and is a predicted model, not a curated record. Gene Ontology annotation, cellular component: mitochondrial inner membrane. NCBI's taxonomy places the organism in Eukaryota, Metazoa, Chordata, Actinopteri, Clupeiformes, Engraulidae. Bases 65 to 490 code for a protein of 141 amino acids. Gene Ontology annotation, biological process: mitochondrial electron transport, cytochrome c to oxygen.